Messenger RNA from Miscanthus lutarioriparius, 3327 nucleotides. NCBI's taxonomy places the organism in Eukaryota, Viridiplantae, Streptophyta, Magnoliopsida, Poales, Poaceae. The record is from the annotation of a GenBank genome assembly.
AUGGCAACUGCAGCUUCCGAGGAGGAGCAGGGCAAGGAGGUAGAGAUCGUGCCUGCCACUCCCGGAGCCUGCAAGCCAAAAUCGUCCGUCAAUCCGCCAUCACGGAUCAACUCGCAGGGUGCAUGCAUGGCGCCUAAGGCCUCCGAGGGGGAGGAGGGCAAGGAGGUCGAGAUGGUGUCUGCCGCUCCCGAUCCGGAGCAGCAGCUGGAGAGAGAUGUCACGGCACAUCAAGAUUCGGAGGAGGAGAAGGAGACGGCGGCCGAGAUCAAGGAGUUAUUAAGCAAGCUGCAGCCGCUUCGUGCCAGGAUCUCUCAGCUGCUGGGGCCUGCUGGCCCUCAUCGCGUCGUCACUGGUGACCAUGGACGGCGCUGCUUGGUAUUGAUGGAGACGGAGCUGAGCAUCAUUGCGGCGCUCUUGACGACAUUGAGUCCGCAGCACUUUGACGAUGCCGAGACGAAGAAAUGGCUGGGUGAAUCUUUGCUCAAUGUUCCCCGUUUAGCCGACUGCGUCCUCGGUGAAGUUGAUCCCUCUCGCCACACGCUGCUGCGAAGAGCUUCACAGUGCUUCCAUCGUAGGAAGUCAUUCUCAUAUUGGCGUCCUCUCUUAACGGUACUGAUGCUUUACUAUAUCAUCGAACAUCCCUCCAGCUCCAGGUAUAGGCAUCUUCUCAUCCCUAGCUCUGACCUUGGGCUUAUUACACCCCAACUGGCUGAGGCGGAUGCCCUCCUCCCUCUUGUCGGCAUUGAUCGCCCGGCAAAGAAGAUUUUGGGGUGGCUCGCACACCAGGGGAAGAUGGGCAUGAACCUGAGAGUCAUGUGUAUCGUUGGACCUGUGGGGAUAGGCAAGACAACUCUUGCCGUGGAGCUCCGCAACCGACUCAGGCAGCAGCAUGAAACUAGUGGAGGGCGCUACAAUUUCCAAUGCAACGUUAUGGCACAAGUGCCACGGGGAACUGAUAGAAACAUUCGUCUUGUUCAAGAUAUCCUCUCCCAAGUCUCAGAACCAGCAGCAACAGCAUUGUCAUCUGAGCCGUCACAAGACAAGACAAUGGAGGUCCUAGUCCGCCUCAUUUCAGAAUGCUUGCGAGAUAAAAGGUACUUCGUCAUUAUCGAUGAUAUAUGGGAAGCAUCAGACUGGGAAGAAAUCAAGGUUGCAUUUCCUAAUAAUAAUCAUGGUAGUCGAAUAUUGAUUACAACACGCAGUACAAGUACAGCAUGGGCAUGUUGCUCCGAUUCCUAUGAUGGCCAUGUGCAUGAGAUGAAGCCUCUAAGCGAAAUGGAUUCAGAAAGGCUGCUUCUAGCAAAAGCCGUUGGUUCAGUGGAUGGUUGCCUGCCAAACAAUAUGAAGCUACAUUGUGAUGAAAUAUUGAGGAGAUGUGAAGGUAUACCGUUGUUUAUAAUUGGCAUGGCAGACUGGCUGAAGGACCAACGACUGCAGAAGCAGUACCCACGACAACCAGAGGGUGAGGACGAGGAACAAGUCCCCCGGCUGCCAGAACGGUUAGAACAAGCACUAUCCUCUGCUUUUAAUGACUUCCCUGAUGAUGGCUCAAGGUUACUAUUAUUGUACAUGAGCAUGUUUCCUUAUGGGUACAAGUUUGAAAAGGAUCGUCUCAUCUUGAAAUGGAUAGAUGAAGGCUUCUUUAUCAUUACUGAUUAUCAUGGUGUUUACUCCAACGACAUUAGUAAGUUAGAAGCAGAGAAGUUGUUCUCCGAGCUAGUGGAUAGUAAUGUCAUCACCUGUGUAGCAUCAAACUGCAAACACAAGCAAGAUGAAGCCGAGGCCUGCCAGUGGCAAAUCAAUCAUUUUAUGCACCAAUUCCUGGCCUCCAAAUCUGCAGAGAUGGGUUUCGUUUUCACCACCACUACGCUCAACUUACUGGCAGAAUCAGCAGCAGCAACAACAACAGAGUGUGGCAACCAAACUAGCAGCAGGAUGCCACGGAGGUUAGCCCUGCACCAUCCAGAUCCCCUGCUCCCGUCGAUGCUUGAAACCAUGGAUUUGUCCCAGACUCGUUCGCUAUCUGUGUCUGGGACAGUCUGCAGAAUCCCUCUGGACAAGUUUGUUAAUUUGGUGCUUCUGGAUCUUGAAGGCUGGGAGAAUCUCAAAGAUGAGGACCUAGUGCAGGUAUGCAGAAGCAAAAUGAUCUUUUUGAGAUAUCUAAGCGUCAGGAAUACUCGAGUCAGCAAGCUCCCACACGAGAUUAAGGAGCUGCAUGUUCUGGGGACAUUGGACGUAAGUUACACGCAGAUAACAGAGCUCCCGCUUGAAGUGUUCGAGCUAAUUUUUUUGCAUCACCUAGACCUAAGGGGCACACGGAUAAGACCGCUGCCAAAGCAAAUUAAGGGCCUACGAGAUGGAUUGAAGUAUCUUCUCGUCGAAACAGCCGCAAGGGUGCCGAACUAUGCACGGCCUCUCUACCCGCUACAGAUACUAGUCACUGUUGAUUUGACGAAACAACCUGCAAGCUUCGUCAGGGCUCUCGGUGAUCUCAGUUUGGAGGCGCUUGCAGUUACAUGGUCCUUUCACCAGUCCACUGACAGAGACUACUGUGAAGCGUUACUGUCAUCCAUCGUAAAGUGGGAAUACCUCCAGUCGCUAACCAUUCACUGUGGACUAGGCUGCUCCAUGGAGUUCCUGGGCUCCCUUGAAGAGUCCGGUGCACCUAGGUGGCUUGAGAAGUUCAAGGUGACAGCGGGAAGAUUCGCAAGUGUUCCACCAUGGAUCGAUGGACUCGAGCAUCUAUCUUUCGUGCAAAUCACCGUCUGUAACAAGCAAACAACGACGGAUGAUCUGAAGAUACUUGGAGGCUUGCCCAAAUUGCAGUGCCUAAUACUAGGCUUGGACUUCAUUCCUGGACAACCCAUAGUGAUUGGAAAUGAAGGAUUCUGUGAGCUUCAGAGAUUUUCCAUCUACUGCCCAAUGCCAUGGCUCACUUUCAGCACAGGAGCUAUGUGGAAGCUGACAUACCUCCAAUUGAAGUUCUGUUCGACUCCAGCGAGCCAGAUCUGUGUUCCUUCAGGUAUCAGCAACCUCGGUACGCUUACGGAGGUUUCCCUGUGCUACAACGCACAAUACAUCAACAGCCCCAGCAUCAAGAUGACAGUGGACGCAGUGACCAAACAAGUUGCCAGACAUCGCAACCCGAUCGACCUUUUCAUCAAUGGCAUUGAACAAGAUGAUGUCCAAGAAGCUGAUGAUGAAGUGACAGAAAUUAAAAUUGGGACUUCAAGCAGAACCAACGCUGGAGCUGAAAAUGAUGCUCAAGCAGUUGGUGAGGAGGCUACAACAGCAAUUGAAUGUGAGAUUACUGAAGCUGAAAGUUGA